CUUCGGUUCGCCGUGGGCGGCCCUGAGCUCGGCCGAUGAUGCUUUUGAAGUUUUCGUGGGAGUGCAAGAAAGAUAGCAUAGUCAGUGAUUAUCGCCAUCCUUCUCCUUGUCUGCCAAAACGCCAAAACUAGAAAAUCAAAACAAAACAUUACUUCUGUGAAGUUGGAGCAGGUUUUCGUUAUUUUUGUUUUUAAAAUAUUUAGUUAACAUAACUAAUAAAAUACAACCUAGGACCCGGAACACAACAAGCUAAGCAUUAAGGUAACGCAUAGCCAACCAGCGGAUAAACUACCUCAAAAUGGAUGAUCAAGGAUGUCCGCGUUGUAAAACCACCAAGUAUCGUAAUCCAUCGCUGAAGUUGAUGGUAAAUGUCUGCGGUCACACACUAUGCGAAAGUUGUGUAGAACUGCUUUUCCUGAAAGGAUCCGGUUCAUGUCCGGAAUGCAAUGUGGCCCUGCGUCGAAGCAAUUUUCGAGUGCAACUGUUUGAGGAUUCCAACGUCGACAAAGAGGUUCAGAUCCGGAAGAGAAUUUUAAAGGAUUUCAAUAAAAAAGAGGACGAUUUUAAUUCGUUGGAUGAGUACAAUGAUUACCUGGAAUUGAUAGAGGAAUUGGUGUUCAAUCUGUGCAACAACAUCGACAUCAUAAACACGAACAAACGAAUCGAACAAUACAAGAAGGAGAACAGGGAUACGAUCUUGAAGAAUAAAACAAAGCUUAGCAAAGAUGAAUUCGAAUUGGAACAGCUGAUUGAAAUCGAGAAAGAGCAAUCUGAUCAACGGAAAAAAGAAUUGACAAUGAUCGAGACUGAAAACCGCAAACAGAAGGCAAAAAAUAAGGAAGAUCUCAUUGAUUCUUUGAUGGAAAGCUACGAAGAUGCCAGCACAAUCGUGGAUAAGUUUGCCCAACGAGCCGAACAGCAGCAGAUUCCGUUGCCGAAACCGAUGGCUCCCCCGGCGCCGAAGACGACUCAUUUCUCGACCGGUAUUAAAUUCCAGUCGCAACAUGGAUUCCUACCAGUGCCUAAAAUCGAGGAAGGUCCUACCUAUAUCUACGAACCACAGGUAUACCCGAAAGAAGGCCCAAUUCAACCGACCAUGAGUGACAUUGAUAGCAAGGGUUAUACCAAGUAUAUAAGGGCUGAAACGCAAGCGGAGCGAGCAGGUGGUUUCAGGACCAACAUUUCAUGCUUACGAGCGAUUCAGGACGCGCUUGUUGGAUUGUAUCAUGGCUGUUAAGAGUUCCAUGAAUUUUGUUAUCAUUUAAUCAUCUAUUACUAUUCAUAAUAGAGUAACGUAAGCAU
Messenger RNA from Ochlerotatus camptorhynchus, 1302 nucleotides. RefSeq names its product CDK-activating kinase assembly factor (gene Mat1). The record is from RefSeq and is a predicted model, not a curated record. Gene Ontology annotation, cellular component: transcription factor TFIIH holo complex. The transcript has 2 exons. Bases 299 to 1237 code for a protein of 312 amino acids. Gene Ontology annotation, molecular function: cyclin-dependent protein serine/threonine kinase activator activity. NCBI's taxonomy places the organism in Eukaryota, Metazoa, Arthropoda, Insecta, Diptera, Culicidae. Gene Ontology annotation, biological process: nucleotide-excision repair; regulation of transcription by RNA polymerase II; positive regulation of cyclin-dependent protein serine/threonine kinase activity.